UUGUGGCUGGUCCUGGACUGGUUCAUAGUACCUACUGUAUUCACAUGCAAUCUAUGGCCAUUGCUCAUGCAUCCUCUGCAUAUCUCUCACAGCCAGGGGUGGACUGACAACUUAUGGGGCCCUCAGGCAAUAGGGGAUCAUGGGGCCCCUGUGUCCUUGCUGACACUCAAAGCACACCCGAAAAAGCCUAUAAAAGGUACCAGGGGCAUCUCAUGGGGCCCCCUACUGACCCCGGGCCCUCGGGCAGUGCCUGAGUUUCCAAAU
This is a messenger RNA of Staurois parvus, 264 nucleotides long. Lineage: Eukaryota; Metazoa; Chordata; Amphibia; Anura; Ranidae. The record is from the annotation of a GenBank genome assembly.